Molecule: messenger RNA, 4719 nt
Organism: Esox lucius (northern pike)
Lineage: Eukaryota; Metazoa; Chordata; Actinopteri; Esociformes; Esocidae
Product: ATPase family AAA domain containing 2
Exons: 26
Coding region: 303-4535 (1410 amino acids)
Biological process (GO): positive regulation of transcription by RNA polymerase II
Cellular component (GO): nucleus
Molecular function (GO): ATP hydrolysis activity; ATP binding; chromatin binding
Source: RefSeq, a predicted model, not a curated record
UACCGUUGAAAAUAUAUUAUUUAAUGUACUUACGUGUUCAUUUAUAUUCAUAACGAAUUACUUAAUUUGUAUUAACAAUAUAGAGACACUACUAUUUUGGUGAACUAGAUUUCUUUGCGACAGCACACUACGCGCUGUAAACCAACUUUCAAUGACGUUUGUGGCGCCAGAAAUCAAGGAUUUUGUUUGGGAAGGGGUGUGUGGUGGCGCGCUCCACACGUUAACUAGGAUGUUAUUAGUUUCCAUUUUGUUCUAGCAAUCAGUCGUUUGUACUUUAGUGUAGAUAUAAAACUAAAGUCAGCAUGGUUAUGCUACGCAGCAGCGGCGUGGGCGCGGAACUAGCAGCUCCGGAGAGGAAGGUUGACUUGGAUUCUAGCUCCGAGUUUCUGUCCUUACAUCCCGCCUUGCAGAAAAAGUCGACCCGGCUGAAGGGGGGCCUGAAUGACAGCUCCAGCAGCACUGAAAACAAACCGAAUGGACAUUUGAUGUUGGAGGAGGACAGCCCUCCCAGACGAGGAUCCCUGAGGACCCGGACACAGGGAGUCAAACACGAGGUGUUCUUCGCUAGCAUGAAUGGCCAGACCAGGUCCUCAACCAGGUCCUUGGUAAAAGAGGACAAAAGUGAAGGACUGCACAGCACAAGGAAGUCACCCAGGCUGCAGGGUGACGGAAAAGCCUCCACUGCUUCCAGGGACAAGCAAUCUGUAGCUGACGCCUCAGAUGAAGUGGAACAGGUCGAAGAGGAGGCGUCCACUCCUCAGAAGACCCCCUCUGUGCUGCGCCCCCGGGAGGAGGACAGUUCUGUACGACGCAGCUCCAGGAUCACCAGAUACAAGCGGAACUCCCGGAACCAGUCGGUGCUGUACGACCGCCUGAUCACCAACACGGCUGAGGCAGUGUUGCAGAAGAUGGAUGAUAUGCAGAAAAUGCGUCGCCGGUUAAGUAGCAGAGACACUAAAGAGGAGAACCUGGGAAUCUAUGUGGGAACCAAAAGAAAAAGGGUCCCUGAAAGGGCAGAAGAAAGUAAACCUAAAGAGAAGGAGAAUGUAACAGACAUAAGUGAAGAGGAGGAGGGGGAGGAUGAAGAGGAGGGAGCUGAAAACAAUCAGGCAGAUGAGGAAGACGAGGACGAUGAGGAUGAUGAUGACGAAGAAGGCGAAGAAGAUGACAACCAGAAACGCUAUGACUUCAGGCAGAGGAAAUCGGUGGUUCGUUACCAGGCUCCCCAGGAUGAGCCCAAGACAAAGCCCAUCUUCUUUAAGACAUCCAGACAUUCGUCUCCAUCCCGGCGAAGAUACCGGUUCAGCGCCAACGCCCCAAGAAGCCCUUACAGCAGGAGAGGCAGCAGAAGAAGACAUGCCAUCCACAGUAGCGACUCCACGUCGUCGUCCUCCUCUUCAUCUUCGGAUGAUGAGAAGUUCCAGAGGAGGAGAGGCAAGAGCCGCAACCGAUCUGUGAAUAGAUGUCUUCCCAUGAAUCUGAUGAAGGAGGACCUGCUGGGCAUCCAGAAGGACCGGAUCAAGAUCGGAGCGAGUCUGGCGGAUGUUGACCCGAUGCAGAUCGACCAGACGGUGCGUUUUGACAGCAUCGGGGGGCUGACCAGACACAUCUCCGCCCUGAAAGAGAUGGUGGUCUUCCCUCUGCUCUACCCAGAAGUGUUUGAGAGGUUCAAGAUCCAGCCCCCGAGGGGCUGUCUGUUCUAUGGGCCUCCAGGUACAGGGAAGACCCUGGUGGCUCGGGCGUUGGCCAACGAGUGCAGUCAGGGAGAGAGGAAGGUCUCUUUCUUCAUGAGGAAAGGAGCAGACUGCCUCAGCAAGUGGGUGGGAGAGUCUGAACGUCAAUUACGCCUCCUCUUUGACCAGGCAUAUCAGAUGCGGCCGUCGAUUAUCUUCUUUGACGAGAUCGAUGGACUGGCUCCAGUGCGAUCAAGCAGACAAGACCAAAUACACAGCUCCAUCGUCUCCACCCUGCUGGCUCUGAUGGACGGGCUGGACAGCAGAGGGGAGGUUGUUGUGAUCGGAGCCACCAACCGCCUGGACUCCAUAGACCCGGCGCUCCGACGACCGGGCCGCUUCGACCGAGAGUUCCUCUUCGGCCUGCCGGACAGAGAGGCUCGGAAAGAUAUCCUGAAGAUCCACACGAGACAGUGGACCCCCCAGCCGUCAGAUGCGUUCCUGGAGGAACUGGCGGACAAAUGUGUUGGUUACUGCGGCGCUGACGUGAAGGCGGUGUGCGCCGAGGCAGCUCUGUGUGCCCUCCGCAGGCGUUACCCCCAGAUAUACUCCUCGUCCCAGAAGCUGCUGUUGGACGUGGCGUCCAUUUCCAUUGGCUGCGGGGACUUCCUGCGCGCCAUGAGGAAAACGGUCCCGGCUUCCCAGCGGGCGGUGUCCUCGCCGGCCAAGGCCCUGACCCCUGUGGUUCAGCCGUUGCUCAGUGCGGCGCUUCGGACCGUACUGGACACGGUCAGCACGCUGUUCCCCCACGCUGAACCGGGGCUCCAAAAACACAAGAGGGACAUUGGUGUCCAUCCUGCUGGUGUCUUAGAAGAUGAUCUUCUGUACAGUGAAGAAGAGGACUCAUCUGUCUGCAUCAAUGAACUCCCUCGCAGUGACAAGCCCGUCAAUGGCUUUCUGCACUUCGGCAGGAGCGUGCUGAACCAGCCCACGUCGUACCGUCCCAGGCUGCUGUUAGCGGGCCGUCCCGGAUCGGGUCAGAGCAGCCACCUGGCCCCGGCGGUGCUCCACGCUCUGGAGAAGUUCACCGUCUACACUCUGGACAUGGCCAUGCUGUUUGGGGUUGCCACCAGCUCUCCGGAGGAGGCCUGCGCUCAGAUCUUCUGUGAGGCCAAGAGGACGUCUCCCAGCAUCCUUUACAUCCCCCACAUCCAGCAGUGGUGGGAGACGGUGGGUCUGGCCCUCAGAGCCACCUUCCUCAGCCUGCUGCAGGACAUCCCCUCCUUCUCUCCCAUCCUCCUGCUGGCCACUUGCAACGUCCCCCACAGCAGCCUGUUCCCUGAGGUCCAGGAACUGUUCCGUGCCGAGUACGGGGAGGUGCACUGCAUUCAGGUCCCGACCCGGCAGGAGAGAACCAAGUUCUUCGAAGAGGUUAUUCUCAACCAGGCUGCUAAAGCUCCAGCGUCUAAGAGAAAAGCAGUGCUCGCAAGCCUGGAGGUGCUGCCUGUGGCACCUCCUCCUCCCCCCCGGACGCUGACAGAGAAGGAGCAACAGCGAUUGGAGGAGCAGGAGGAAGACACACUCAGGGAGCUCCGCCUCUUUCUGCGUGAUGUCACCAAUCGCCUCUCCCAGGACAAACGCUUCAAGGCCUUCACGAAGCCCGUUGACCUGGAGGAGGUUCCUGACUAUGCAACAGUUAUAAAGCAGCCCAUGGACCUUUCCACUGUCCUGUCCAACAUCGACAUUCACAAGUACGCCACAGUGAAGGAGUUUGUCCACGAUGUUGACCUGAUCUGGAAGAACUGCCUGGAGUACAAUCCUGACAAAGAUCCUUCAGAUCGUCAAAUCCGCCACAGGGCCUGCGCUCUGAAGGACACCGUGCACGCCAUCAUCAAAGAUGAACUGGACGAAGACUUUGAGAAGAUUUGCGAGGACAUCAAGGAGUCCCGCAGAACAAGAGGUUGCUCCACUUCAAGGUUCGCCCCGUCCUAUUAUCAUGUUCUCCCUAAGCCAAAAGCAGUGGAUACAAAGACCAGUGAGGAAGUAGUGCCCCCCAAAGAGUCUGGGCCAUUGCCAUUGGCCGUGAGCACACCACGUCCUUCAGCAGCGCAAAAGAAGAAGCGCAGGAAGAGUCGCUGGUGCAACGGCUUCAUCUCACGGAAGAGGUCCUCUCCUCACGCCUCAAAGGAGAACUCUGCUGUGGUGGAGUCUGGAGAGGAGGAGGAAGGAGAGGAAGAGGAGGACAGAAAAGGAGCUGAGAGUGACCAGGCAGGAGAGGCUGCAGAGUCUGGUCUGGAGGAACUGGAGACGGCUGAGGCUGUAGCCGAGGAGAUUCUCAUGAAACAGGACCAGAAGGAGAACCAGGAAUCAGCCCAGCAGGAGAACCAGCCCAUGGAGCAAGAGACCAAGGAGAGCCAGUCCCCAGCUGAGAGAGCUCCCCAGCCCUGGGAGGAGGCUUUGGGUACCCAGGAGGGCCUUAUGAUGGUGGAUGACCAGACAUCACCAGAUGGGGAAGACGACACUUUCACCGCUGAGAAGAGCGAGCCACUCAGAACUGAGCGAGAAUUGGAGACAGGAGUGAGGCGUGUGACAAGGAGCCUGAAGAACCAGGCGAUGCAGCAGGGGAUGGUAGAUGUUGACAAGGCCAUGGAGAUCUUUGACCAGGAGACACAGCCAUUAGUGGUGGAUCACAACAAGCUGAAGGAGCUGCUUUGCAGAGCCGUGUCCAAGACUGAAGGUUAUGAAGUAUAUCAACUGGAGAAGCUUUAUGCCUUAUUGUGUCAGAGCAUCUACAGACACCGCAAAGACUACAACAAGACUACACUGUUGAAGGAAAUGGAAAAUGUAAUUGAAGAUUUUUAAGUUUUAUACAUCAAAGAUAAAUGUAGCUGAAGAUGAAUAUUAUACUAUUUCCCCCAGUUGUCUAAAUGUAUAAAGAACCAGUCUAUUACUAUAUUUUCAUAGAAAUAUACAGGUCAAAUGUGUGUAUUUCCUAAGAACUUGUAUACUGUUGCUUUUAUUUAAUUAAAGUCUUCUUGGAAAUCUC